CUCAAGUGCUCCGCUUGGCAAUUGCUUUUCCCAGUCUCGUUAGCAUGACUGCUAUUUCGGGGCUCGAUCUACUGUAAUGUCCAGACAAACAAUCCAGCAGCAGAAUGUGGUCAAGGUUGGCCAAGAUGACGACAUUGACGAGCUUUUAAUCCUCGACUUGCCCGACGACUGGCAGGCACAAUUUCCCCAUGAUGAGGAGGAUUGGUGUCAGACAUGCCGAUGGGAUGGCUCGUGGGAUAGCCUCCUCCUCCGUUGCAAGCAGCGUGCACCGGCUCUAGACAAGCUCAGCCGAGCCAGUCUCCGCGCUUCUGCAUCGGCCAGCAACUUGUGCUGUGCCGUUCUCCUGGGUCUUCUGUGUCAUGCCAAUGGCGGUGGCCAUGGACGUAUUUCGCUCAGUGAUGACGCCGAUUCAUGGGUCCGUCUCGAUGACUGGGAAGGCUGGGGGGCUCAGACAGAUUUGGGAAUCCUCUUCAAAUUAUACGCAAGCACGUCCGAAAGACCUCCUCCAGGGGUUCCAAGUUACCCCCCAGGGAACCCGCCGCCUACUUACACUGGGUCGGAGAGGAGCUUCUCUUGGGCGAGGGAUCAGAUCGAGCACUGUUCGAAACACCAUCUUGGAUGCCAAUUGCCAGAGGAAGGCUCGUCCGGUUUCAUACCCUCCAGGCUUGUUCAUAUCCCCUCAGAUCCUAAAGACGGAGUCCUCCUACGGCUCCGAUCCGAUAUCCCAGAUGGCACCAAGUACGCAGCCUUGAGCUAUUGCUGGGGCAAGCGUCCUACUUGGCCAGAAUGCCGGACCACGCGAGAGAACCUUUUCAAGCAGAUGCACAGUGUAUCCUGGACGUCUCUCCCUGCGACUCUCCAGGACGCAGUCGAGGCCGCACGGCGGCUAGGUCUCGAGUACAUAUGGAUCGACUCCAUAUGUAUCAUUCAAGAUGACGAGGAGGACUGGCAGGUCGAGUCAAUGCAGAUGGCAACAGUCUACGCGCACGCUCAGGUCACCCUUUGCGCUGCCGUUGCAUUGGACACCCGCACCGGAAUUUUCAGUCAACGCGACGAGAAGAGCCUCAGUCACAUUCUCACCAUCAGAUUCCGCGGCAAGGAAUAUCCUAUUUACGCUUUCCAUGUCCCACAAGAGAGCGGCAGGAUAGAGCCAAGACUGCUGGCAGACAUCUGGCGGGGUUCCUUGGAAAGGAGUCUUGAGUACUCGGUGUUCAACCGGGCAUGGGCUUUUCAAGAGAGGCUGGCGUCACGACGCGUGCUCCUCUUUGGCAAGGAAGAGCUCGUCAUGGAGUGUGCUUCUGGAUGCGUGUUUGAGGAGAGCGUGUAUCGGCUGCAUCCACCCCAAUUAAGCGACAGGACGCUGAAGGCAGCCUACGCAGGCGCGAUGGACUCUCCUAGGAAGCUGUGGUGGGAGAUCGUCUACACGUAUAGCCACCUCAAGCUCACCGUCCCCACUGAUAGGCUUCCCGCCAUUGCUGCCGUGGCUCAGCGUCUUGCCUCGCACAGCCCAACGGACGAGUACAUAUGUGGGCUGUGGCGGAACUCGUUGCUCAGCGAUCUUUUGUGGGAACGAGUAUUGAAUAACCUCGGAAAAGGCGAAUCUCCCCUCAUUCUCUCAAGCUGGGGCUCUGGCUCCUAUGUCGCACCGUCGUGGUCAUGGGCUUCGUUCCGCAGCAAGACCAGGAAUAUCUCAAACAUUGUGCAGCCCUUGAGCAAAGUACUCGACGUGACUCUCGAGUACAGGGACAACAGCAAAUUUGGGAGGGUUUCUGGUGGGCUUCUGAAAAUGAGUGGCCCCAUGAUUGACUUGGAAUGGCACGUGAGAGCACAUUGGGCAUACCCUCAAUUCAUUGAUGGUGAGCAGCAGAUGUUCGUGCCCGGUGUCCCUGACCAAAAGGUCGUCUUCUCGGUUGACUACGACUUCUACAAUGGCUUGGAAGCGCCGAACCCCGGUGACAGGAUCUUGGUGCGGUGCUUGAUCAUUGGAUUCGACGAGAACGGAUCGCUUGGGGGCCUUGUCUUGUACCGGAUUGGGAGGAGUGAAUGCUACUGGCGCCUGGGAACUGUACAUGGAAGUACAGACCUAACCAUGCCAAGUCGCGACAGUAUCGAUUGGGCAGAAAUGCUCAAUUCCUACAGCCGUGUUGAAUCUUGCAUAAUACAAUGAGGAAGAUAUCGCAAGGUACACAGCGUCAGGCCAUAAUCGUCAGCUCUAGGCACCUCGUGCACACGGACAACUUGCCGAACUUGAAGUACAGAUGGCAUUGCCCCCACCCAAGCCCCCCCGCCCCCCAAAAAGAAGAGCAACACCGCUCUAGGUCCUAAUCCUCGUGGUAGCAGGGGGUCCAGCGGGAAUGAGCACGGCUCUGCCUGGCGCGUGUCUUUCAUGCGGUAGUUGUGUUCCGACUCGGGACUCGGGCGUGUAUCGAAACCAC
Messenger RNA from Diaporthe batatas, 2435 nucleotides. RefSeq lists its product as uncharacterized. Bases 77 to 2167 code for a protein of 696 amino acids. The transcript has a single exon. The record is from RefSeq and is a predicted model, not a curated record. NCBI's taxonomy places the organism in Eukaryota, Fungi, Ascomycota, Sordariomycetes, Diaporthales, Diaporthaceae.